AUGACAACCAUUAUCAGAUGGCAAAUACACUACGGUAAUUCGCAGCCAUUAUACUGGAUAGUCAUCGAGGAUGGAAACGCAACAGUACCCUACGUUGGAAGAAUCCUUCAACGAUCUACGUUACCUUUCACCUAUAUGGCUGCGAAAACACCUGUGAACUACCCAGGGCGUGGAUGGUAUCAGCGAUCUGUGGCUUUGCAGUAUCUCCGGAGUAUUUCCGCUCAUAUACUGGAGAAAUAUCGUUCUGCUGUCGUUUACUUUGCCGAUGAUGAUAACGCUUAUGACACACGCGUUUUUACUGAUUACGUACGAAAUGUGAAGAAGCUGGGAAUGUGGGCUGUGGGUCUGUCCGGCGGAUUUCCAGUGGAAUAUCCAAAAGCCGUUAAUGGCACAGUGGUUGGCUUUCACGCGUGGAGACCACAAACGCGAAAAUUUGCCGUCGACAUGGCUGGCUUCGCAAUCAAUUUGAAAUUUGCCUGCGGUUUGUGUAGCACUGAUUAG
Cooperia oncophora is the source of this 501-nucleotide messenger RNA. The record is from the annotation of a GenBank genome assembly. Lineage: Eukaryota; Metazoa; Nematoda; Chromadorea; Rhabditida; Trichostrongylidae.